UCAUCCACCGAGGUAAAUAUGGCCAAACAUAGCAGACGACCACACAAAAAGUCUAGGGCUGGGUGUAUCAACUGUAAAAGGCGCAAAAUCAAGUGCGAUGAGACGAAGCCAAGAUGCUCUUCCUGUUUAAGCUUUGGCAUAGUGUGUUCCUGGCCAACCUUGGAUCAACAAUCGCCGAAAGCGCCAAAAAGAGCAAUUGUAUAUGCUGAUGAGUUGUUACCACGCGCAGCGUCAUGCCGAAGACGUAGAGGUCGGCCUAGAAACGAUUGGAGAAUACUGCCAUCAGAUGCGUGGAACGAGUCCAACGCAAAUUCUGCAGUGGCAACUUUGAAUAUGACUGAUACAGGGACCCACGCGGAUGGUCUCAACUUGGAAGAUACUGAGCUACUUUUGCAUUUUGUUCAGUCAACAGCACAGUCACUCUCUGGUGGCUUGUCGCCCGAUGACAGAAUUACUAAGUUUUGGACCACAAAUGCUCCUCUUAUUGGACUAUCGUAUCCAUUUGUGCUUCAUCUUAUAUAUGCCCUCACUGCAUAUCAUAUUGCGGUGCAGUGUUCUGAUGAAGAGCGAAAGCUGCACUACAAGACUUUGGCAUCUAAGCAUUUAGCUCGUGGCACAGCGGGUUUGGCAAGUACAACCAGUCACCUGGACGACAAUAACUGCGGCGCUGCCUAUCUUGGAGCAACACUUAUGUGCUAUUGCAAUUUUGCAGCAGGGCCAGGUGGGCCAGAAGACUUAAUGAUCUGCUAUUUGGGAAAUAAGCAAAAUAUUCGGUGGAUAAAUUUGGUCAGUGGUCUUCGUCUUAUCCGCGAAGCCUUUACGCCGAGUGCACUUUUCGCAGGGCUGAUGUCACCGUUGAGUCCUUUGCCAGGUAGUCCAGCAAAAAAGGCUCCCCAGAUGCCUCUUUGCAAAAAGCUCGGCCAGGCUCAAUUACAAUGGCACUCGGCGUUGGCAGACUUGAAGCGCUUUGUAAUCCUACAGGAGGGAACGUAUGCCAAACUCUGUCUUCACCCCAUUGCUGAACUUGUUAAGUUGUUUGAAGGUAUAUACGGUGACGAGAGCGGUAACUGCGGAGUCUCGCAAGAUUACCAGUACGUGUUAGGCUGGUUGUAUCGACUGUAUGGAGAGUACAUACAGGCAAUUCGGUCCGAGGAUUCGGCCGCACUGGCAAUUCUGACUUAUUUUGCAGUUCUGCUUAAGACGGUAGAGGAAUGGUGGUUGAAGGGAUGGGCGGAACAUGUUUGCAUCGCUAUCAGAGAUAUUGUGAAUGGCAACCUUGGACCACUUAUAGAUUGGCCGAUAAAUCAUGUUUUUGUAAGUCAUGAGUUGGAACCAAAAUAUAGCUGGCAUCGUAAAAGACAUGGGCAGUAUACCAAUACACUAAGAAACUACAAAUUCCAUAUCAAGGCUUAUUGUUAG
Trichoderma virens Gv29-8 is the source of this 1419-nucleotide messenger RNA. RefSeq lists its product as uncharacterized. The transcript is spliced from 2 exons. Gene Ontology annotation, biological process: regulation of transcription by RNA polymerase II. Gene Ontology annotation, molecular function: zinc ion binding; DNA-binding transcription factor activity, RNA polymerase II-specific. The record is from RefSeq and is a predicted model, not a curated record. The annotation marks the transcript as partial. NCBI's taxonomy places the organism in Eukaryota, Fungi, Ascomycota, Sordariomycetes, Hypocreales, Hypocreaceae.